Molecule: messenger RNA, 897 nt
Organism: Closterium sp. Naga37s-1
Lineage: Eukaryota; Viridiplantae; Streptophyta; Zygnematophyceae; Desmidiales; Closteriaceae
Source: the annotation of a GenBank genome assembly
AUGUCGCUAUCACUACCUCCCCGUCACUAUCACUCCCCUACCCCCUCGCGACCAUUCCCCUACCCCGUCACUGUCACACCCCUUCGCUGUCGCGUUCUCUCCCCUUCCCCCUCGCUCGCGUGCUCGUUCACGCCCCCAUGUGUGCCUCCCCUUCCCCCGUCAUUAUCACUCCCCCUCCUCGUCGCGUUCCCUCCCCUUCCCCCUCGCUACCGUGCCCGUCCCCUCCCCCCACGCACGCCCUGCCCGUCCCCUUUGCAGGUGCUCCCCUUCCCCGUCGCCAUCUCUCCCUUUCCCCCUCGAUACCUCUCCAUACUCCCCACCGCUAGCACCCCCCUCCCCCGUGGCUAUCACUCCCUCCCCCUCACUAUCACUCCCCUUCCCCCUCCCAAACAAACCCCUUCCCCGUCACUGUCACACCCCUUCGCUGUCGCGCUCUCUCCUCUUCCCCCUCGCUCGCGUGCACGACCCCCCCCCAUCCGCGCCCUGGCCUUCCCCCGUCACUAUCACUCCCCCUCCUCGUCGCGUUCCCUCCCCUUCCCCCCCGCUACCGUGCCCGUCCCCUCCCCCCACGCACGCCCUGCCCGUCCCCUUUGCAGCGUUCUCUCCCCUUCCCCCUCGCUAGCGUGCUCGUCCUCCCCCCCCCACGCACGCCCUCCCCUUCCCCUUCGAAAGCACUCCCCUUCCCCGUCGCCAUCUCUCCCUUUCCCCACCGCUGCACUCCCCUUCCCCCGUCACUAUCACUCCCCCUCAACGGCGCAUUCCCUCCCCUCCCCCCUCGCUACCAUGCCUGUCCCCUCCCCCCACGCACGACCUCCCCUUCCCCUUCGCAAGCACUACCCUUCCCCGUCGCCAUCUCUCCCUUCCCCCCUCGAUAGCUCCCCCUUUCCCCACCGCUAG